Dujonia railenensis is the source of this 729-nucleotide messenger RNA. The record is from the annotation of a GenBank genome assembly. NCBI's taxonomy places the organism in Eukaryota, Fungi, Ascomycota, Pichiomycetes, Serinales, Debaryomycetaceae.
AUGUUGAACCCAAGAAAGCUCAGAGUGAUUGGGUUGGCAGUGUUUUCAAUACUCUUGUUGGUAUUGCUCUUCCAUACGCACAGCUCAAAAGUGGGCGACAGUGUUGCUAACGUCCAGACUUUGGUGACUUCCAACAACUUGGUUGAGUCGACAAACGACGAGAAGCUCGACGCUGCAAUCAACAGUGAGAUCUCCAAACUCGGGAAGGAAAAUGAAGAAAGUGAAGAUGAAGCUACUGCAAAGGAUGCUGUUGCUAAGGGGUCUGGAUCAGGAUCGGCUGGCAGUGCCAAAGUAGGAGGUGUUGGCACAGGAGACGCGCCAAACAGUAAGAACCAAGCUGCUAUCACUGAGGAAGAUGGAUCGUUCGACCCAGUGCAAGAGUUACUCUCUAUCAGAGCGUUGGCACCCAUGGUUGUGUUCUCCAAGACGUUUUGCCCAUAUUCCAAGAAAUUGAAGAAGCUCCUUAAGGAGAAUUAUCAAAUCACACCGGUACCAGCGUUUGUUGAAUUGGACAAGCACAAGCACGGUGCCGAGUUACAAAAGUACUUGGGACAAAUCACAGAGAGAAAGACCGUUCCAAACGUUCUUGUUGGCAGUUCUAGUAUUAGUAGGGGAGGAGCUGAUGAUUUUGUGAAAUUGCAUGAAGAUGGUACUUUGAUCGAUUUAUUGAAGCAGUGGGGCAGCAAGGGAUUGGACGUGAAGAGAGUUGAAGCUCCUUCAAACGUUUGA